Sturnus vulgaris (Common starling) is the source of this 3579-nucleotide messenger RNA. RefSeq names its product UBX domain protein 7 (gene UBXN7). Gene Ontology annotation, molecular function: ubiquitin binding. NCBI's taxonomy places the organism in Eukaryota, Metazoa, Chordata, Aves, Passeriformes, Sturnidae. The record is from RefSeq and is a predicted model, not a curated record. Gene Ontology annotation, biological process: proteasome-mediated ubiquitin-dependent protein catabolic process. Gene Ontology annotation, cellular component: nucleus.
GGCGGCGGCGGCAAGAUGGCGGCGCCCGGGGGCUCGGCGGGCGCCGCGGCGCUGAGGGCGCUGGUCCAGCAGUUCACCGCCAUCACCGGUGCCAGUGAAAGUGUGGGGAAGCACAUGCUUGAAGCAUGCAACAACAACCUGGAGAUGGCUGUCACCAUGUUCCUGGAUGGAGGAGGAAUAGCAGAGGAGCCCAGCACCAGCUCUGCAGCAGUGGCUGCUGUCCGCCCACACCCCGAGGAUGAAGUACGAGCUCCAAUUCCUCAAAAGCAGGAAAUCUUAGUAGAGCCUGAGCCCUUGUUUGGAGCCCCUAAAAGGCGCAGACCAGCUCGCUCAAUAUUCGAUGGCUUUCGGGAUUUUCAGACAGAGACCAUCCGGCAGGAGCAGGAGCUCCGCAAUGGAGGGGCAGUGGACAAGAAGCUGACAACGCUGGCAGAUCUCUUCAGACCUCCCAUUGACCUGAUGCACAAAGGCAGCUUUGAAACGGCCAAGGAGUGUGGUCAGAUGCAGAACAAGUGGCUCAUGAUCAACAUUCAGAACGUGCAAGAUUUCGCCUGCCAGUGCCUCAACCGUGAUGUGUGGAGCAAUGAGGCUGUGAAGAACAUCAUCAGGGACCACUUCAUUUUUUGGCAGGUGUACCACGACAGUGAGGAAGGACAGCGGUACAUACAGUUCUAUAAAUUAGCAGACUUCCCUUAUGUCUCCAUCCUGGAUCCCAGGACAGGCCAGAAGCUUGUGGAGUGGCACCAGUUAGAUGUGACUUCUUUUUUGGACCAAGUGACCGGGUUCCUGAGUGAGCAUGGCCAGCUGGAUGGCCACUCCAGCAGCCCUCCCCAGAAAUGCUCCCGCUCAGAGAGCCUCAUCGAUGCCAGUGAGGACAGCCAGCUGGAAGCUGCCAUCAGAGCCUCGCUCCAGGAGACACAUUUUGAUUCCUCCCAGGCCAAGCAGGAGAGCCGGUCGGACGAGGAGUCGGAGUCAGAGCUUUUUUCUGGAAGUGAAGAGUUUAUUUCUGUUUGUGGAUCUGAGGAGGAGGAGGAGUCGGAGAUCCCAGCCAAGCUGAGGAAGUCUCCACACAAGGACUUGGGGUAUAAAAAAGAGGAGAGCCGGAGGCCUCAGCCUGAGCCCUCUGCAAGGACUGAGCCUGGGACAGCAUCAAACCACAGAGUCCUGCCCUGCAUCGAUGCAGGGGCACUGGAGGAGUCACCUGACAAGCCUGAAAGUGCAUUCCGGGGCCUGGAUGUGAAUGGACCAAAGGCACAGCUGAUGCUGAGGUAUCCAGAUGGAAAGAGGGAACAAGUUUCACUGCCUGAACAAGCUAAACUUCUGGCUCUUGUGAAGCACGUCCAGUCCAAAGGAUACCCCAACGAACGCUUUGAACUGCUCACCAACUUCCCUCGGAGGAAACUCUCCCACCUGGACUAUGAGAUCACGUUACAGGAGGCAGGCCUGUGUCCUCAAGAGACUGUCUUUGUGCAGGAAAGGAAUUAGCACUGUGGCCUGAGCUCUCCCAGCCUUCCUCCCUCUCCUCUUUGCCUGGGACAAGAGUGGUUAAAUAUGCAGUUAAGGGUCAUGGGAUUGCAGUGCUGGAAUCAGGCAGCUGACUGGCCCUUCCUUCUCCCUCCUCCUCUUCUCUCUCCCUCCCUACUCCCACUCUAGUGACCAAAAUGAGAGUGCUCAGUUUUAUUUUCUUCCUCAGCUGCAGAGAGCAUUGGGAAGAACAUCUUUCCUCUGCUUUCCUGGAAUAAAGUAAAACAGUGAUCUGUGUAUCCAGCAUGCUGGAGCUUGGAGUGGCCAUAAUACACAAACCCUUCUCGCUGCUAUUCUUAAAUCUGUUCUGUUUAAUUUAUUUUUGAAAGGAGUGUGUGAUAAGGCACGGAGGCAUCUCCCUGUAACUUUCAGGACAGUCUUUCCUUUGUUUGGAUUCCCUACACAAAAGGUCUCCAUUAACCUUCCAGCCUUCUCUUACCCAGCAUUCUGGUUUUGGAAAGGAGUUGGGUUGAGCAAUGGUAAAAUACUUUGCCCCACCUAAUUCAAAGGCUUCUAGAUUGCCUGCAUGUUUACCUCCUGCUUUAAAUUGCCAGUGGACAUAGUAAAAAAACCAACCAACCCCCCAGAAAUCCAGCUGUUCUCCAUAUGGCAUUGACUGCUUGGCCCUGAGGGAAAGCUGUCAGUCCAGUGCUGGAGCAGAACCAGCUCCUCUGUGGGAAUGAGGGGGUUAUCCAUGUUCUCUUCCCAGCAUCCUCUAAGUGUCUCCUUACUUGCUCUCAGGAUUUUGCAAAUGACAAGGGUACUGUAAAGGUUUUGGAUUCCCUGAAAACACCUGCCACAGAGACCUGACAGUCGGUUGCCUUUAUUCCUUGGGACAGUUUUUCUAGGAGUGAGUGGUUUUACAGCAUUGACAGCAUUGUCAGUGUUAUAAGUUAAUUCUUCAUAAUAAUUAAUGCUUCAUAGUACACCUCCCAGCCUGGUGGCUUGAGUUCCCUGGGAUGGUUUUUGUUCUGUUUCCAUGUUCAUGUACUGUCACUUACUCUAAAUUUGGAGGGCUGCAUGGAAGGCUGCUCCUGGGUGCAGGCUUUCCUUUCAGCUCUGGAAGCUGGCACCACAAGUCAGUGCCCUGGUUUUCCUCCAGUGUCUUCUCUAGACAUGGAGCUGUUGGUCAGUUGGUGUUCCAGCAGAUGUUGCAGUGGGACAGGAGGUAACUGGCACAGCCCUCGGCCUGGUGUGGUGGAUUUGUGUAUUUACAGCUAAAAAUUCAGUUUAAUGUAGUCUUCAGUCACUGAGGAGAAAGGCACAUGGGACCUGGCAUCAGUCCCUGCUGACUUUCUGCCACUCUCAGAUGAUUGUCCUUGUUAAAGACUUUAGUAGUCAGAAAUUUACAUAUUCCAGUUUUUCAAUACAUGUUGCCUUUGAUUUCCUACUAGCAUCUGUACUUUGGAACCUUGAAAUGCAAGAAAUCACAGGAAAUGUCUGUGGUUCCCCUUGGAAACUUCAGCUCACAGCUGUCUCCUGCUCCUAAUUGAGGUUUGACAUGUAAUCAUGCAAUUGGAGAAAUUGAUUUCCCUUCCUGCUGCAGGAUGCAGUGUCAGGAAAGCAGAGUCUCAUCUCAGUUUCCUGAUCAGUGGCUGAUGUGACACCAGAUGUCAUCUUUGGUUUGUAAGGACCCCCAGGUGUGGAGGCUGCUCCCAGCAUGGGGAAGUGAGGGGGGGUCUUGUGUUUGGCCUGUGAAGCAGCAGUGGCACCUCCAGACUGAAGGAUCCUUUAGUUCCUGGAUAUCCAGAUCCCUAACUCACAUUUCCACAUAGACUUAAAACUUCUGGAGCAGCUCCAGCUGUCUGGUUGGAAUAACAAGUCCCAGGUAUGGUUUAUUGGUACCUUCCCUCCCCUGCCCUUCCCAGGCCUGCUCCUGAAUGUGGGGCUGGGCUGAAAUUUGUGAUGACACCAGGAAUUGCUCAAAGAGGGGAAAGAAGAUAGGGAAGUUGAACAUUUACACUGAAAAUGGCAUUUUCUCAUGGUUUCUAGGAGUUGGUUCUGUUCCAGGAAACUCUGAUCCUGGGUUGGGCUUUUUUAUUUCUGUCACAGUGU